Molecule: messenger RNA, 2334 nt
Organism: Thrips palmi
Lineage: Eukaryota; Metazoa; Arthropoda; Insecta; Thysanoptera; Thripidae
Product: putative inorganic phosphate cotransporter
Exons: 10
Coding region: 97-1824 (575 amino acids)
Biological process (GO): monoatomic anion transport; transmembrane transport
Cellular component (GO): plasma membrane
Molecular function (GO): transmembrane transporter activity
Source: RefSeq, a predicted model, not a curated record
UAGGCGGCAUCGCGACGGCCAGUCCCUGCAAAGCGACGCGCCGCCGCGGCCACCAAGAGUGCCUCUUCUAGGCCUAGACCGCCACGCCACGCCGACAUGGUGGGCACCGUGACGGCGGACCCCAAGGAGCAGCAGCAGCAGCCCGUCGCCAUGCACAUCAUCAAGGGCGAGGGCGAGCAGGACAAGCACGCCGACGGCGAGGCCAACGGCGAGGCCAACGGCGUCGCCAACGGUGACCUCAAGCACCAGGAUGGCGGCAGCCGGACGAGCGCCGACGACGAGGACGACGAGGAGAGCGCGUGCGAGGAGGAGGCGGAGAAGCGCGACGAGCUGGGCAUCCUGAUGGAGGGCAAGAAGCAGAUCCAGCUGCACAGCGGCGAGGUGCUGGAGGUGGGCAGGGACCCGCAGCCGCCGGACGGGGCCAAGUGGGGCGUGCGCCAUGUCCAGGCGCUGCUGCUGUUUCUGUGCACCUCGACGGCGUACUCGCUGCGCGUCAACCUCAGCGUCGCCAUCGUGGCCAUGGUCAACCAGACCGCCAGCGGCAACAAGGACUUCCCCGUGUUCGACUGGAAGAAGAAGACCCAGAGCGUGGUGCUGUCGUCCUUCUUCUGGGGGUACUUGGUGAUGCAGAUCCCCGCCUCGCAGUUGGCGCAGCGCUUCGGCGCCCGCUUCUUCCUGGCCGGCGCCAUGGUGGGCACGGGGCUGUUCACCAUGCUGCUGCCCGUGGCCGCCAUCUUCGGCGACUGGCCGGCGGUGGCGGUGACGCGCGCCGCGUCGGGUCUGUGUCAGGGCUUUGUGUUUCCGGCGUGCUACGUUCUGCUCGGGAAGUGGGCGCCGCCUUUGGAGCGGGGCAGAUUCACCGCCUUCGUCAUCGGAGCCCAGCUGCUGGGGCCGGUGGUGAUGCUGCCGGUGACGGGGGUCUUGUCCUCGUCGGCGGGCGGCUGGCCCAGCGUGUUCUACGCGUCCGGGGCGCUGGGGCUGCUCGUCGGCGUGCUCGUGUUCAUCUUCGUGGCUGACUCGCCCGCCGAGCACAAGCACAUCUCCGAGGUGGAGCGCGACUACAUCCAGCGGUCCAUCGGCGGCAGCAUGCGCAACCAGCUCAAGAGGACCCGCACGCCCUGGCUGUCCAUCAUCACGUGCGUGCCGCUCUGGGCCACCAUGAUCUCGCACGCCGGCCAGUCCUGGGGCUUCCUGACCUUCAUCACGGAGGUGCCCACCUACAUGAGCUCCGUGCUCAAGUUCGACAUAAAGAAGAACGGCUUGCUGUCGGCGCUGCCCUACCUCACCACGUGGUUCGCCAGCUUCGCCUUCUCGUGGCUGUCGGACUUCAUCACGGAGAGGAAGAUGCUGACCCUGACUGCGUCGCGCAAAAUCUUCAACACCAUCGGCAUGUGGGGCCCGGGGCUGACGAUGCUGGGCGUGGGCUACAUCAGCGACUCGCCGCCGCUGGCCGUGACGCUGCUCACGGUGGCGCUGGGGCUCAAGGCGGGCUGCUACGUCGGCUUCCAAGUCAACUACGUCGACCUGGCGCCGCAGUUCUCCGGGACGUCCUUCAGCCUCGGCAACUUCCUCGCCAACUCGUGCUCCACCCUGGCGCCGAUCGCCGUCGGGCUCAUCGUCACGGACCAGACGUCCAUCGAGCAGUGGAGGUACGUGUUCUUCGUGACCUGCGCCAUGUUCUUCCUGGGCAACCUCGUCUUCAUCUGCUUCGGGUCCGCCGAAGUGCAGCCCUGGAACGGGUCCAGGAAGGCCUCCAUGUACCUGAGCAAAGACUCCAUCGCCUCGCAAGACUUGGAGCGGUUGCGGGCGGCGGCGGCGACGUGAGCACGCGACGACUGCUCUGCGUGCAACUCGACGUCGACUCGACCAGCUCCUUUCCUCCGUGAGGAACAACAGUGGUGCGACGGGUGCGUGAAGGCUCCGUCUGGUUCUGGGCAGCGGGAACGACAGUGGUUCCCUCGGAACUGGCGCGGAGGAGACUUCCCUGUUCCUGCCGCCCUCCGCGGCGCGUGCACGCCGCACAGCCGCGGACUGGAGGUGCCACAGUCACUGUGGCAAUUUUAAACGCCUCAGGGUCGUCCGAACGCUAGAUCAAUUAGAUGAAUGGGCGGAGGAGUGAUGUAUUUUAAUAUGAUUUUUGUAUGACAUGAAUUGGUGGUGCUACAUGUUUUACAUUGUGUUUUAGAUUGUGUUGUUAUAUAAUGUUUUGAUGUUGUAUUCCAAGCUCAAAGUAAGUUAUUGUAAAUAAUUUUACGUCUAUGAACAAAAUUAGUUAGUGUUUAGUUUGCUUACUCUUAGCAGCCGAUGGCUGAGAAGGUCGUUGUUGUUUUAUGU